Messenger RNA from Phycodurus eques (leafy seadragon), 7107 nucleotides. It is a transcript of the gene uggt2, whose product is annotated as UDP-glucose glycoprotein glucosyltransferase 2. The transcript is spliced from 40 exons. Gene Ontology annotation, molecular function: UDP-glucose:glycoprotein glucosyltransferase activity. Bases 233 to 4804 code for a protein of 1523 amino acids. Gene Ontology annotation, cellular component: endoplasmic reticulum. The record is from RefSeq and is a predicted model, not a curated record. Lineage: Eukaryota; Metazoa; Chordata; Actinopteri; Syngnathiformes; Syngnathidae.
GCUAGCAUACGACCAUGGUUGAUGCCCAAAAAUAGACACAUUGGGACGGAGUCGUUGUAUUUGUAUUGUAGCGGUCAUGAUCAAUAACGGCAUACACAGCCACGAAUAGUAUAAUGGUUGUCACUUCCAGCCUUAUCCCUACAUGUUUGUAGUUAGCAAGUUCAGUCACUCCAGAUAUCGUAUUGUCGUCAUUUCAAGCGGUUAAAGGUUCAUACAACUUCAUGUUGACACGAUGAAGAUGAGGAAUAUUAUCCUGCUGUCCCCGCUGCUGCUCCUCCUCAACAUGCAACACACUGCAUCCGCAUCCAAAGGCGUCGUUGCAAGUCUAAAAGCCAAAUGGCACACGACACCUUUCCUUUUGGAGACAAGUGAGUUUAUUGGAGAGGAUGGCAAUGAGAAAUUCUGGCAGUUUGUUGACACUGUAAAAGAGCUCACCGUGUACAAGCAAGGAGAGUCUGUGCGCUCCUACUACAACCUUGUCAUAAAGAAAGCCAACCAGUUCCUCACGGAUCUUCAAGUGAACCUGUUGAAAAUGGCUCUCUCGCUGCACUUCUACUCUCCAGCUGUUCACGCCUUCCAGCGGAUAGCCGACGAUGAGCCGCCACCUGAGGCCUGUCCAGCUUUUGUCUCCGUUCAUGGCCAACAUAGCUGCAGUACAAAGAAGAUCAAGAAGCUUCUGAAGGCUGCUGCAGGCAGGCCCCAUCCGUAUUUGUACAAGAAUGAUCACAUAUAUCCCGGGGCUAAUAAAACAGACGUCCCGGUCGUGAUCCUGUAUGCUGAGAUUGGAACCAAGAAGUUCACCACCUUUCAUACCGUGCUAUCAGAGAAGGCUGAUGGGGGAGCUCUAACAUAUGUACUGCGUCAUUUUGUGGCGACUCCAAAGCAGCAGAAGAUGCUUUUAUCUGGCUAUGGCGUCGAGUUGGCAAUCAAAAGCACAGAGUAUAAGGCGGUGGACGACACCCAAGUCAAAGAUUCAAAGACAAUCAUUAAGGCAGAGGAAGAUCAUAAUGACGAAGUUCAAGGAUUCUUUUUUGGAGCAUUGAAGAAAUCUCAUCCUGAACUCCAGGAGCAACUGGGCGAACUUCGUAAGCAUUUACUGGACAGUACCAAUGACAUGGCACCUCUCAAAGUGUGGGAGCUCCAAGACCUAAGCUUCCAAGCGGCUGCCAGAAUCCUGUCUGUGCCAAGGUUUGAUACUCUGAAGCUUAUGCGAGACCUCAGUCAAAAAUUUCCAAGCAAGGCAAGAUCACUGACAAGAGUGGCUGUAAACAGCAAGAUGAGAAAAGAAAUUGAGGAAAACCAAAAGCAUCUGAGUGAGACCAUUGGUGUUCACCCAGGAGACGGGGAGCUGUUCAUAAAUGGUUUGCACAUUGAUCUGGAGGUUCACGAUGCUUUCAGCAUUUUGGAGAUCCUUAGAAGCGAGGCCAGGGUCUUGGAAGGUCUUCACAACCUGGGUGUGAAAGGAGAGCAUCAGGGCACGCUCCUGAGAUUGCCUGCAAACCACGUGACAGACAGCUAUGCCUUAGAUAUCAGACAUCCAGCUGUAAUGUGGAUGAAUGACAUUGAGAAUGACCCGAUGUACAGCAGCUGGCCAGCAGGUGUCCAGGAGCUGCUGAGAACGACUUUUCCAGGAGUCAUCCGACAGAUCAGACGGAAUUUCUUCAACCUGGUGCUAUUUCUCAAUCCGGAAGAGGAGAAAAGUGUCGAGCUGGUCAAACUUUCCGGGCUCUUCUACAAACACAAGAUCCCCCUAAGAAUUGGAUAUGUGUUUGUUGUCAACGCUGAAGAUGAGAUCGAUGGCUUCUCUGAUGCGGGGGUUGGCUUUUACCGACUCCUGAAUUACAUCGCAGACGAGUAUGAUUUAUCCCAGGCCCUGCUAUCCAUGGCCUCAUUGUACAACAGAGUUGAUGAAGGGGAAGCGUUGACGACUGACACCAUCAGUGCUUUCCUGAAGAGCAAAUUCCCUAAAGCCAAGGCUGAAAGGAUCUUCGGUGCUAAAUCAGAGUAUGAUGACAGAAGGAAGGAAGGCACCCUCUUCUACAAAAAGAGUGGCCUGGGUGCCCUUCCGCUAGCGUUAUUUAACGGCAUCCCGUUGAGCCCAGAUGAGAUUGAACCAGAUGAGCUGGAGAGCAUCAUCCUGCAGCACAUAAUGGACUCCACCACUGCCUUCCAGAAAGCUGUUUUCAUGGGUCAUUUGACUGAGGGAACAGAUGUGGUGGAUUACCUAAUGGAGCAAGCGAACGUCGUACCCAGAAUGAAUCCACUCAUUCUGAGUACAGACCGAAAGUACCUGGACUUCACUUCCUCUCCAGUUGUAAGUGACUGGGAAGACACAACUAUGUUUUCAUUCCUGGACUCCAGAGACAAGACAGCUGUGAUAGCUAAGAGAAUGAAAUACCUGACUAAUAAUGAUGAGGACGGGAUGAGCACUGUGACCAUGUGGAUUGUCGGAGAUUUCCAGAAAGCCUCUGAAAGAAAAUUGUUGCUCGCUGCUCUUAAACAUUUGAGAGCCAGCCCUGGAGUACGUGUGGGGGUGAUGGCUAAUCCCAGUGGAAGGCCCAGCGAAGAUAACACGACCGUGUACCGGGCUAUCUGGGCUUCGCUCCUCACCCAGAAGAAUAAAGCUGUGGCUGAGUUUGUGCAAAAAAUUGCAAGGGAGCAAAGUUACCAGCUCCUCAUGCAGGGGACAAAGAUGAAGGACUUGCUGCUGCAGGGAAUGGACACGGAUGCCUUUGAGAAGAAGUUCAACACACUAGAGGUGAAUUUUGUCCGCAGUCAGCAGCUCUUCUGCCGGGAUGUCCUAAAACUGAGUGCCGGACAGAGGGCGGUCAUCAGCAAUGGCAGGAUCCUCGGGCCUCUCGAUGAGCAGGAGGAAUUCACUGCAGAGGAUUUCCAAUUGCUGGAGAAGAUUACUCGGAGCAGCUCUGCAGAGAAAGUCAAAGCCCAAGUUAAACUGAUGGGGAUGAAGCCAAAGCAUGCGAGUGAUCUGGUCAUGAAAGUUGAUGCCCUGGUCACUGCAGCCCCCAAGGGAGAAGUCCGAAGGGAUGUGCACUUUCUUAAAGAGAGCCACAGCGUGCUGCAGCUCUCGCCCCGUGAAAAUGAGGUGUUCUAUGAUGUGGUGGCCAUCGUUGACCCGCUUACCAGGGCCGCGCAGAAGAUGUCCCCCCUGCUGAUUGUUCUCAGUCAAGUGGUCAACUUAAGGCUGCGGUUGUUCAUGAAUUGCAGGGGCAAGUUGUCCGAGAUGCCCCUCAAGAGCUUUUACUCUUUUGUGUUGGAGUCUGAUGUCAACUUCUUGGCCAACGACACCAUGUCUGCUGGUCCGGUGGCCCGCUUCACGGAGCUCCCCGAAUCGCCACUUCUCACCCUUAAUAUGAUCACACCAGAGGGCUGGAUGGUGCAGGCCCUCCGCAGUCCCCAUGACUUAGAUAAUAUCCACCUCCAGGAGGUGAGCGGGACCGUGACGGCAGAGUACGAGCUAGAGCACCUCUUGCUCGAGGGCCACUGCUUCGACCUGUCGACCGGCCAGCCUCCCCGUGGACUACAGUUUACCCUGGGCAUGAGUCGAGACCCUAUCAUGUACGACACCAUCGUCAUGGCUAACCUGGGGUAUUUCCAGCUGAAAGCCAAUCCUGGUGCCUGGAUGCUCAGGCUGCGUAAAGGACGAUCGGAGGACAUCUACCAGAUUCUGUCGCACGAUGGAACCGAUUCCCCAGGAGAUGCAGGUGACGUUGUUGUGUUGCUGAACAGCUUCCACAGUAAGAUCAUUAAAGUCAGGGUGCAGAAAAAGGCAGAGAAAAUGAAUGAAGAUCUUUUAAGUGAAACGAGUGAAAGCAAAGGCCUGUGGGACUCCAUAGCAAGCAUCGCAGGAGGAGGUCCCAAGAAGGAUGAUGGCGAAAAGAAGGAGGAUGGUCUAAACCUCUUUUCAAUUGCCUCUGGUCAUCUGUACGAGCGCUUUCUGCGGAUCAUGAUGCUGUCCGUCUUUCGCCACACCAAAACGCCUGUCAAGUUCUGGUUUCUCAAGAAUUACCUCUCCCCUUCCUUUAAGGAGACCAUCUCCCACAUGGCAGAGGCAUACGGCUUCCAGUAUGAGUUGGUGCAGUACAAGUGGCCACGCUGGCUCCACCAGCAGACAGAGAAGCAGCGUAUCAUUUGGGGCUACAAGAUCCUCUUCCUGGAUGUCCUCUUCCCACUGGCUGUGGACAAGAUCAUCUUUGUGGACGCCGACCAGAUUGUUCGAGCUGAUCUGAAGGAGUUGCGAGAUCUGGACCUGGAGGGCGCUCCUUACGGCUACACGCCUUUUUGUGACAGCCGCACAGAGAUGGACGGCUAUCGCUUUUGGAAAAGUGGCUACUGGGCGUCACAUCUGGGACAAAGGAAGUACCACAUCAGCGCGCUCUACGUGGUCGAUUUGAAGAAGUUCCGCAAGAUAGCGGCCGGCGACAGACUGCGAGGACAGUACCAAGCCCUGAGCCAGGACCCCAACAGUCUGUCAAACCUUGACCAGGACCUUCCCAACAACAUGAUCCACCAGGUGGCCAUCAAGUCUCUCCCUCAGGAGUGGCUGUGGUGUGAGACGUGGUGUAACGACGCCUCCAAAGCGGCCGCCAAGACCAUCGACCUGUGCAAUAACCCCAAGACCAAAGAACCCAAACUGACGGCGGCGGUGAGGAUCGUACCAGAGUGGGUCGGUUACGACAAUGAAAUCAAGCAGCUGCUCAAGGGAAUCCGUCAACGGGAAGACGACGCCACGUCAAAACGGACACCGUCGCAACGUAAUGACGGCCACAAGCGUGAUGAACUUUAGCAAGAGGAUCAAGUGAGGACGCCUGAAGUCAGACGAUGACACGCACACUCUGGAUUAUAUUUGGAAUCUUUGCCACGUGUGCUUCAGCAGUCAAUUCGCACCAGCCGCGCCUGACGGCUGAAGUGUUAAAAUUACCAAGAGGGACGUCGCUACUGGCACACUUGGAACCGUGAAGGAGAGUGAAUGGAAGGGAGAUCAGGUUUGUGUUGGGAUACAUUGCACUGAAAUCCUGUCUUAUUAUUUGACAUUGUUAAAAAAUAGUUUUUCAAAUGUUGGAAGCGCCCACAGAAGAACGAGCAGCUGCCAUUAAUCACCAAUGAUCACGUCCAUUAGCCUGACCAUCGUAGCAGUCACAAUUUGAAUGAGAACCACUGCAAGAAAAAAAGUCGUCAAGUUAUGACUGUAAUGUUGUAAAAUACAUAUUUUUGGAGUAAAUGUCAAAAUUCCCGUGCGAACCGAAAGUGAGGUUAUUUGACUUCACUGGUACCAUACAGAGCUUGUAGCUCCGGCUCGCAAGUCAAAGCAAAAAAUAUAUAUAUACAUUUUGUAUAGAAAUCAUGUCAUGUUAAAAACCAUCUGGUCAGAUGAUUGAACAAAGCCAACAGAGAGGUGAAAAGACAACUUCAUUCUCCUAAAAUGACCCAUUUCCAAAGGUAUUAUUAUGGUAAAUAUGAAAACAACAGAAUAUACGAGAACAAUGUCUUCUUAUGACUGAAAAAUGAUUUGUCUUGUCGUGUUGACAUUUUUUUUUCUGUAAUUGGAAUUCCUAAAAUGUAAAAAUCCUUUUAAAAAGAUUUUUUUCUCCUGUAAAGUGACUGAAUCCCGGCAAAUUUACAACGUUAUGCUUAAUGAUUCCGCAUUUUGUUUCCCCUGUAAUGCUCCCAAGAUGAUAAUUUACCACAAGAAUACUCCGACUCACCCCGCUUUUAUAUUCAACACCAAAUAAUCAUUUUGUAUAAGCUGUUGCCUAGCAACAGCACCUGGACAUUAAAGGUCUUUCAAAUUUAGGCAUAUGCCAAAAAGGGUUCACCCCCUCAUGAAUAGCAACUCCCUUUCCCAGGACAACAGCAAUAUUAUGAAUCAAGGUUUUCAUGUCAAGUGCAUCCUUUUUCUUCAGCGUUGUCCAGUUCAUUUUGUAUUUUUGUAUGAAGAGUAGCCGUAAAUGUUAAUCGAGCCAGAUCAGUACAAUUGCAGUGAAAUCUGUGCAAAACUAGCCCGUGUAGCAGGCUGAGCUAAUCUCAAAUAGGAAAAUGAAAACGGGACUAGACUGUGUUACUGGUUUAUCAUCUUUCAGUGUCUGUUCAUGAUUUUUAACUUAUCACUUUGCAUCUUAGUUGAAAUGUCGCACCUUCCAAAAAUAACGGCCGAAGUAAUUUUUCGGUUUAAAAAAAACAAAUGAACGGAAACGCUGUCAAUCUGUUCCAGCAUCCCAAAAAGAUCCAACAAAAAUGUUUGUAAUGAGAAAUUGAUCAGGAAAUUAAAACCGUUUUUGCCAUGUUUUACUGGACAUUGUGGUGCACCUGCCUUGGCCACCAGGAUGCAGUAUAAUACAUACAGCCACAAUUGAAGUUUCCCAUCUAAGUAACUCAGUAAGCUGCAGUGAUGUCAGCCAUUUUUCACAGAGGAUAAAGAAUAUAUGCUUGUGAGUAUUGUCAUUAUGUUUACCUGUUUUUCAGUGUUUGAGUUCAAACAUCUGUUGCUAAACGGGUUAGAACAUCACGACGCGGACAUUCAUUAGCCUGUCUGUGACGUUAGCUAUACCUUAAAUAAGUCUGCUAAGCUAAGUGGCUGUUUUGGAAUUCUGUUUUAUGUUUAGUUUAGACAUAAACACUAACUGGGAUUGACAUCUUGUCAUAAAAUGACUGACAUUCUUUUAGGAAUGUGAUUAUAUUCAGUAUUCUGCUCUCAGGAAUGAAAGGUGUGCUGCAGCUUGGCCAAAGAGUCUUGAAUGAAACCCAAACGUGGUCCACGUUUCACCGUGUCGCGUCGCCUUUUUACGUUAUGUCAUUCAAGUGUGGAUGAAAAUAAAUGGAACAUUUGAACAAAAUGAAUGAGUGGUAAGUACAUCUAAUAUACAUAAAUAAGCUCUUUAUUUACAGGUCAAGACACAUUCCAGUCAUAUAAAAAUAGUAGUGUACAGCACGUACAAAAUGAUUUUCCUGAAUGGAUGUGCAUCAGAAGAGAAAACUUACUUUAGAAUGAACCCUUUUGCUCCCGGUAGGUAAAAAGCUCCUUUUUGUUUGCAUGGCAACAUGUCGUAUUCAAAAUGGAGUUUGCACGUCAACAAACUGCUUUAAUUAAGA